UACAUGAUUGAAUAGACGGCAAUAGCACAUGGAGCACAUGUUCAUUGAAUGAAGUAAACAGAAAAAAAAUAAAAAUGACGCGACACAAAAAGUUCUUGAAAUCUGAAAAGGCAAAAAUAAAACUAAAGGGAGCAAAACUUCCAAAAGGCUUAAAUGUUACCAAAACGGAAUUUAAAGUGCGAAAAAUUGUGAUUCGUGAUCAAAUUAAGGAACCAACUAUAGUUGACGGGACAAUAGUUCGAUCCAACAUAAAGGAUUUGUUAUCGAAGCUACAACAUCAUAAUUCUUCUAGUCGAAAUGAAGGUCUACAUUUUUUAAAUGAAAUUAUAACGAAUCAUCCACAAGAAACCAGCAAACAUUUAGGAGCCAUAAUCCAGGGAAUUUCUCAAUUGGCAUUAGAUAUUGAGAAAGACGUUCGUAAAGAAUGUUUUAAAGCAUUGAAUUUGGUGUUUGCUUCACAAACAUCGAAUUUAAUUUCGCCAUUUUUCAAUAUUAUCACAUCGUAUCUACGAUGUGCUAUGACACACAUAAACAUCCAAAUUCAAGAAGAUUCGUUAUUAUUCUUGGACUGUUUGCUUAUGUACAGUCCAUCGUUAGUUGCAUCGAAUAGUGACAUUAUUUUUUCAUGUUUCCUCGAUAUGAUUUCAAAAUUGCGCACCGAAGCGAAACCAGACCGAACACUCACAACGAAUGUGGGACGAAAAUUGACAGGCGUCAAAUGGAGAAGCAAAGUACUUGAUCGUCUGUUGGGUAUUUUGAAAGCAUUUGUAGCACAUCGAAAACAUGCAAGCAUGGAAAUACAAAUGGAUGUAGAUCAAGCAUCAAACACAGUAAUCGAUGAUGCGUUUAAACUUCCAAUUGAGCAAACAAUAAUGGGUGGCAGUCUCCAAAAAACACAGUUUUCAUUUGAUGAUCGUAACGAUUUUUUCAUUUCAUCGGUACGGAAACAACUGAAUAGAAACUGCGAUUUGCCAUUAUUAUUUCGUAAAACCGGUUGCGUGGCCACCGCAAAUGCAUCAAAUUUAUUGAUGGAACGUGACGAAGGGCAAAAAUUUCAAAAAUAUGUUGAAAUUUUAAUGCCACUAUUAUUCGAGACUUGGAUGGAAGCUCGACCUGCAAGUAAUUCAAAAAAAUCAACGGCUGAAUUUAUUAAUGAAGAUGUGUGCAUAUCCAAUGAAGCUGCAUUCACAUUGAAAUUCACUAUUGAAAUCAUCGAACAACUGUUAGAAUUUAUUCAAAUGUGUGAUCAUGAUGUUAAUAACGAUGACCUUAUCAAAUGGUUCCGGAAAAGAUACAGCCAAGAAUUUUCGAAUCAAUUCUUAAAUGAAUUUCCGUAUCGUCAAACUGAUGGAUUUAAAGGUAGUAAACGAAAAUCAAAAGGAAUGGCAACAGAGCAAGAUGUUUUUGAAGCAGGCGGUCAAAAAUGUAUCCAACAAAAUUUAAAUAUCGCUUUUGUAUUCUGGACUCUGAGCAAAAACUCACGCAGUAAUCAGUCAUUGAAAACUGUCAUCGAAUUUAUCAAAGAGAGUUUAGCUUGUGUAGAUUCAUAUGGCACGGAUGUUUUGCAAAUCUUGGUAAAAGUGUUGCGAACAAUUUUGGUUGAUAAUUCUCAAGAGCGAUUAGAUACCACGUCAGAAAUCAAAGAGCUUUUGUCAACAGUUGUUGUGCUUUAUCAACGUGGGAAGUUUCCCAAAGAGAUUCGAACCCGUAUUUUAAUCAUAUUGUGCGAUAUUGUGCUGGACCACAAACUUUAUAUUGCUUAUGGACAAAAUAUUUUUAGCAAUUGGUUGUCAACACUUCCAAAACUGCUAUGUCAACCGUAUGUUUCACCACAUGUUUUAAAGACAUUUUCCCAUCUAACUCGGCAGAAAAAUCCAAUAUUUAUUAAACAUUUAGAAGAAAGCAAAGACGCUAUUAUCGCGAAUUUGCCACAAGUUAACAUCAUUGGAUUAACGAAUCAAACACAAGAAAAACAAGAAAUAAUAAAUUUAUUUUUCUGGCUAAAGUCAUGGAAACCAGAUCAAAGUGAAGCACGUAAAAAUCAACUUGGGAAUGAAUGGCCAAUGAUAGAGAAAGUAUUUCAAAUCAAAAAUUAUUAUUAAACACCAUGAGAUGAAAUUUGAAAUUAAAAUGAAAAUCGUUAUCAAAAUUGAAUAUGUUUUCUUAACCUUUAUGUGAUUUGUUUAAUUUCCAAUCAACCAGAAAACGAAUUAAAACAUUUUUGAGACACAUAAAAAA
Molecule: messenger RNA, 2238 nt
Organism: Contarinia nasturtii (swede midge)
Lineage: Eukaryota; Metazoa; Arthropoda; Insecta; Diptera; Cecidomyiidae
Product: testis-expressed protein 10
Exons: 6
Coding region: 75-2102 (675 amino acids)
Cellular component (GO): nucleus; MLL1 complex
Source: RefSeq, a predicted model, not a curated record